Chara braunii is the source of this 1978-nucleotide messenger RNA. Lineage: Eukaryota; Viridiplantae; Streptophyta; Charophyceae; Charales; Characeae. The record is from the annotation of a GenBank genome assembly.
CUAAUCACAACUUCGUUAAAGGUAUGGACCACUCUUGACACCUUGUGCAACGGCGAUCACCAUCCCCGUCACCGCAUGGAUACAGGUUCCAGGAAGUCCCGCCAUCCACCCCAGGCGUUGGCAGUCCGGCGCUGGUUGGAUUGUCCGCCACAACAGGAUCAUCGGCCAUGUCGCGCGUCGCUACGGCCCUCCGGAGCGGUUUGCCACCUUUACCAAAUUUCAAAUACUUGCACACUUCUAUCUACAGUCCAGGGAAAGAGUCUCACACCAUGACCUCUCUCCUUGCGGAAGGUGAGAGUUUUGGACCACCGCUGCCAGGAGGACUGGGAAGAUUGAAUGCUGGCGUUCAAUCAGCAUAUCCGGCAAGGGGAAUGGCACGUGAAGGUGGGUAUGUGCAUGAUGGCCAUGGUACGGGGGCCAGUGUUGAACGACCACAUACAACUCCUCCAACACUGUCCACAUACUCCAUGUCGGCGGGAGGGGGGGGUUGUCCAUUUGCCAUCUUUCGCACCAGCGCCAGUGCCAGCGAACUCCAUGUUCGGGAGAGGGGGGGGGGUGUCCAUUCGCCAUCUUUCGCACAAGCACCGGCAAUCUCCAUGUCGGGGGGAGGGGGGGAUGGUGUCCAUUUGCCAUCUUUCGCACCAGCGCCAGCGAACAUCACCCACGUUCGACCGCAGUUUAUGUACUCUUCCGACAACAGACUAUACCGUGCUUUUGCACCUUUGGCAGGGGCGGCCAUCUCUGCCACGACUGGUGAUGUCCAGACGGGAAGCCAUUGUCAUGACUAUGAUGAUGGAGGAGAUCCCAUCAUCGACGCCGGCAUGGGUGACGCUUUCGCCGAACCCACUGUUGACAUUACGGGGACCCAAGGUGGAGGACGUGCGACUUUACACAUCGACGACGACGAAGGGGCUACGCAGUCUGAUGAUGUCGUUCCAUGGUCGGAUCGUGUGAAAAGGUCUGCACGGGCGGAGGGGGGAGGUCGUGGGGGACAAGACAAGGGCAAGGCGAGAGUUCGGGGUCCCGACUGGACAAAGAAGGAGAGCAUGGGACUGGUGAGGAUGUUGUUCGAGGAAGACUGUGUGCAGCAAAGCAGGCGGGGGAGGCAGAAGAUCAGGGGGAGACGGGAGAAGUAUGAUUGGCUUAUUGGGAAAAUGGUGGAGCAAGGAUUCCCCAAACGCACCAUGGAGGACUGCGAGUCGAAGUUCUAUGGCCUUCUCGACAAAGGGAAAAAGAUCCGCGAUUACACCGACAAAUCUGGCAAGCCGAGCUACUCGGACAUGUCACGUUCAGAGAAAAAGGAGGCGGGCCUUCCAUUGGCGUACGAGAAAAAGAUGUUUGAUGCCCUGCAAUUGAAGCUUGGGAAGGCGCAUGGCUCGUGCGAGGGCAUGAUGCACAAUGUGAAUUUGCAGGGAGGGCAGACCAGCACGGUGACAGAUGAUGAUGAAACCGGUGGCGGCAACGAGAGUGGAGGGAGUCAGCGAAAAGCAGACAGCGACAGUGCUGACGAGGCGAAGUUUAGGAGAACCGGGAGAGGGAGCAGCCACAACCGGCGAUCGGCGCCAGAGAGUUCGAGUGACGCUUCGAGGAAAGGUUCGUUCGCUGACAUAGAACGUGCUCUUGUCGAAGCGAAUGACCAUCAUGCUGACAAGAUCGCGGGGAGUUUUGUACAGGCCAUGGAUGGGAUGAACAAGACCAUGGCAGAAGGAUUCCUGAAAGGGAGCGUGCACGCGUCGUGGCGACAUGUCGUCUUCUCCGCUGCGCGUGUUGGCGAGGUUGUAGACAUGACGGGCGAUUUCGCGCUCACCCACAGGUGCCUCAUCGAACAGCUUGAAGCGCAUGAGCUUGCACGGAAGCGGGGUGUGUUGUUCGCGCGCGUGUCGAGUAUGGUGGACAAGCUGCAGCAACUAUAGGGCGAGCUGGAGAAGGCAAACAUGAGGAAAGGUGUGGCCGUGUCAAGGGCCGAAGCUGCGGAGCG